CCUAGCCCUGCGCUCGCUUCUCUCCCCCCGGCCCCCCCCGGCCGGCCUCGGUCGCGCUCGGGCUCGGGCCGAGCCCGGCUCCCGCCGCCGCGAUGGCGCCGCUGCUGGGCCGCAAGCCGUUCCCGCUGGUGAAGCCGCUGCCCGGAGAGGAGCCGCUCUUCGUCAUCCCGCACACGCAGGAGGCCUUCCGGACCCGGGAAGAGUAUGAGGCGCGCCUGGAAAGAUACGGCGAGCGGAUCUGGACGUGUAAGAGCACCGGGAGCAGCCAGCUGACGCACAAGGAGGCCUGGGAGGAGGAGCAGGAAGUGGCCGAGCUCUUGAAGGAGGAAUUCCCUGCCUGGUAUGAGAAGCUUGUGCUGGAGAUGGUCCACCACAACACAAUAUCCUUAGAGAAGUUGGUCGAUACUGCAUGGCUUGAGAUCAUGACCAAAUAUGCUGUGGGGGAGGAGUGCGACUUUGAGGUUGGGAAGGAAAAAAUGCUGAAGGUAAAGAUUGUGAAAAUUCAUCCUUUGGAGAAGGUGGAUGAGGAGACCUCGGAGAAGAAAUCUGACGGUGCCUGUGAUUCUCCAUCAAGUGACAAAGAAAACUCUGGCCAGGUGGCCCAGGAUCAUCAGAAGAAGGAUGCAGUCAUAAAAGAGGAUGAAGGCAGGAGAGAUAGUAUUAGUGACAGGGCACGUAGGUCUCCUAGAAAACUCCCUACCUCCCUGAAGAAAGGGGAAAAGAAAUGGGCUCCUCCAAAAUUUCUGCCUCACAAAUACGAUGUGAAACUGCAAAAUGAAGAGAAGAUCAUCAGCAAUGUUCCUGCAGACAGCUUGAUUCGCACCGAACGGCCACCCAACAAAGAAAUUCUUCGGUACUUUAUCCGCCAUAACGCUCUCCGUGCCGGCACGGGUGAAAACGCGCCCUGGGUUGUAGAGGAUGAGCUAGUGAGGAAGCAUGCCCUGCCCAGCAAGUUCAGUGACUUUUUACUUGAUCCAUACAAGUACAUGACUCUCAAUCCUUCUACAAAGAGGAAAAAUAUUACGUCCCCUGAUAGGAAGCCCUCUAAGAAGCUGAAAACUGAGACCUCUCCAGUGAACCAGGUGCUGAAUCCCACGUUAUGGUGCCAUGUUCACCUAAAGAAAUCCUUGAAUGGCUCCCCCCUAAAAGUAAAGAACUCAAAGAAUUCCAAGUCACCUGAGGAACAGCUGGAGGAGAUGAUGAAGAUGAUGUCUCCUGGCAAAUUAAACACCACAUUUCACAUUCCUAAAAAGGGCCCCAUCUCCAGAAAGUUAGGGAAGAACGGGGACAAACCCUUGAAAACAAAGGGUAGGAGCAAAGGCAUUUUAAAUGGACAGAAAUCUCCAGGAAAAUCUAAAUCCCCCAAAAAGGGCUUGAAGACACCCAAAACCAAAAUGAAGCAGAUGACCCUGCUGGACAUGGCCAAGGGUACCCAGAAAAUGACUCGAACCCCACGGAGCUCUGGGGGUACACCCAGGUCUUCUAACAAGCCCCACAAGCAUCUCCCUCCUGCUGCCCUCCACCUCAUUGCCUACUACAAGGAGAACAAAGACCGGGAGGACAAGAAGAGUGCCCUGUCCUGUGUCAUCUCUAAGACAGCCCGACUGCUUUCCAAUGAAGACCGCGCCCGCCUUCCCGAAGAGCUCCGCAUCUUGGUUCAAAAGCGCUAUGAGCUUCUGGAGCACAAGAAGAAAUGGGCCUCAAUGUCCGAAGAGCAGCGCAAGGAGUAUUUGAAAAAGAAACGGGAGGAGUUGAAGGAGAAGCUGAAAGAGAAAGCCAAGGAACGGAAAGAGAAAGAAAUGUUGGAGAGACUGGAGAAGCAGAGGCGUUAUGAGGACCAAGAGCUGACAGGCAAGAGCCUGCCCUCUUUCCGGCUGGUGGAUACCCCUGAAGGGCUUCCCAACACCCUCUUUGGGGACGUCGCGAUGGUGGUCGAAUUCUUGAGCUGUUACUCGGGGCUGCUCCUGCCCGAUGCCCAGUACCCCAUCACUGCAGUGUCCCUCAUGGAGGCCUUGAGCGCCGACAAGGGUGGCUUCUUGUACCUGAACAGGGUGCUGGUCAUCCUCCUACAAACCCUGCUCCAGGAUGAGAUCGCUGAGGACUAUGGUGAGCUGGGAAUGAAGCUCUCCGAGAUCCCUCUGACGCUGCACUCUGUUUCUGAGCUCGUUCGUCUCUGUUUGCGCAAAACAGAUGUGCCUGAGGAGAGUGAGGGCUCAUACACGGCGGAUGAAAACAAGGAGACAGCCCCCUUUGAGGACAAUGAGGUCCAGGAUGAGUUUCUGGAGAAGCUCGAGACCUCUGAGUUCUUUGAACUGACCUCAGAAGAAAAGCUGCAGAUCCUGGCUGCCCUCUGCCACCGGAUCCUCAUGACCUACUCUGUGCAGGACCACAUGGAGGCCAAGCAGCAGAUGUCAGCAGAGCUGUGGAAGGAGCGACUUGCUGUCCUGAAGGAGGAAAAUGACAAGAGACGUGCUGAGAAACAGAAGCGGAAAGAGAUGGAAGCCAAAAACAAAGAGAAUGGGAAGGAGGAGAAUGGGCUGACCAAGUCGGACAGAAAAAAAGAGGUGGCCAAGGUAGAGCCCUCGGUGGAAGUGGAGGCAGAGGACAUGAUCAGUGCCGUGAAGAGCAGGCGGCUGCUGGCCAUCCAGGCCAAGAAGGAACGCGAGAUCCAGGAGCGCCAGCUGAGAGUGAAAUUAGAGCGAGAAGCUGAAGAGGAGAGAAUCCGGAAGCACAAAGCGGCUGCUGAGAAGACUUUCCAGGAGGGGAUUGCCAAGGCCAAGCUGGUCAUGCGCAGGACUCCCAUCGGCACAGACCGGAACCACAACAGGUACUGGCUGUUUUCAGAUGAAGUUCCUGGAUUAUUCAUCGAGAAGGGCUGGGUACAUGAUAGCAUAGACUACCGAUUCACUCCUCCUCGAAAAGAACGGACAGACUGUUCUGAUGAGGAUGGCAAUCCCCGAAGUAAAAAAACAAGCCUGGGAAAGAAUGCAGGUGUGACUCCGCACCCCGGCUGCACAGCAGAAGGCUCCGUCGAGAGUACCGUACCUAAGCAAGGACAGAACCUGUGGUUUCUAUGUGACAGCCAAAAAGAACUGGAUGAAUUACUGAGCUGUCUCCACCCUCAGGGAAUAAGGGAAAGCCAGCUGAAGGAGAGACUGCAGAAGAGAUAUCAGGACAUCACCCAUUCUAUCCAUCUGGCCCGGAAACAGAACCUUGGCCUGAAAUCCUGUGAUGGCAAUCAGGAGCUCCUCAACUUCCUCCGUAGUGACCUCAUUGAGGUGGCGACUCGAUUGCAAAAGGGGGGCCUUGGUUAUGUCGAGGAGACGUCAGAGUUUGAAGCCAGGGUUUUCUCCCUGGAGAGUCUAAAGGAUUUUGGGGAGUGUGUGAUUUCCCUUCAGGCCAGUGUCAUCAAGAAGUUUCUUCAAGGUUUCAUGGCUCCAAAACAAAAGAGAAGGAAACACCAAGAAGAUUCAGUAGCGAAGACUGAAGAAGUUGACGAAGAAAAGAAAAUGGCAGAAGAAGCGAAGGUUGCUUCAGCCUUGGAAAAAUGGAAGAUAGCGAUCCGAGAGGCCCAGACCUUCUCUCGAAUGCAUGUGCUGCUUGGGAUGCUUGACGCCUGCAUCAAAUGGGACAUGUCUGCAGAGAAUGCCAGGUGCAAAGUGUGUCGAAAGAAAGGUGAAGAUGACAAGCUGAUCCUGUGUGAUGAGUGCAAUAAGGCCUUUCACCUGUUUUGUCUGAGGCCGGCACUGUAUGAGAUUCCAGAAGGAGAGUGGCAGUGCCCAGCCUGCCAGCCUGCCAUGUCCCGACGAAGCUGUAGAGGCAGGAAUUACACUGAAGAUUCAAAUGAUGAGGAUGAUGGAGAAGAGGGGGAUUCGGAGGAGGAGGAAGAGGAGGAAGAGGAAGAGGAGGAGGAAGAUUAUGAAGUGGCUGGAGUUCGACUACGACCCCGAAAGCCAGCCCGGGGCAAGCAUGGUAUCUCCUCUACUUCGAGGCCAGGCCGUCAUGCAGGCAAGAAGUUACAUCCUUCCAGGAGACCCCGGCAGAGGGCCCUGCCAGGAGAUGAGGCCGAAGUUGAUGAGCUGGUGCUUCAGACCAAAAGAGGCUCAAGAAGGCAGACCUUGGAGCUGCAGAAGUGUGAAGAGAUCCUCACCAAGCUCAUUAAGUUCCGAUUCAGCUGGCCUUUCAGGGAGCCUGUGACCACAGAGGAGGCGGAAGAUUACUUCGAGGUCAUCAGCCAUCCCAUGGACUUCCAGACGAUGAAGAAUAAAUGCUCAUGCGGUGCUUACCGCUCAGUGCAGGAAUUCCUGUCCGACAUGAAGCAGGUGUUUGCCAACGCGGAGCAUUACAACUGCCACGGCAGCCACGUGCUGACCUGCCUGGCGAAGACAGAACAGUGCCUCGUGGCCUUGGUGCACAAGCACCUCCCGGGCCACCCAUAUGUCCGGAGGAAGCGCAAGAAGCUCCCUGACCAGCCCUUGGAGGAGGAAGCGGGAGACAGUGACCCAGAGCCACCCGGACAUUCCAGGGGUCGGAAGAGGAAGAAAUAAAAGGAGGCUGGGAUGGUGUCCAGGGUGGCGGCCGGGAGGGCAGAAGACUGAGCGGGCCUUCCAGGGAGGGAGAGCGACUCUUUUCUGAGGCCUCUCCACCGCCGCUGCCACCGCCACCACCACAGAGAGAACUGAUGGCCUGCUUCCGAUAUAAUAAAUGUUGUUAGGCAAUGUUGGUACUAGUUGGCUUCUGUGCCCAGAGUGAUCUCAAGAGGGAUGGAACGGGGAUGGGGGUGGGCACUCUUGCCGCCAUGUUGAAAUUGUUAGGAAGUCAGUGAAAUGCUGAGGAGUUCCCUGGGAAUCCUGUCCCCCUUUGCUGAGUGUUCUCUCCUUUCCAGCCCCCUGGGGGCUACCAUAGAGGGCUUCGAUGCCUUCUGCGGCUGCCUGCAGAGCCGAGCCGCCCCUGCAAGUGCACGUGCCCCCCUCGCCCCCCCCCCCUUAGUGCAGGGGAGGGAUUGCUAUGCUACCAGGACCAAGAGUAACCAGGCCGGUGGGCUGUUGAUUUAAA
This is a messenger RNA of Phascolarctos cinereus (koala), 5055 nucleotides long. It is a transcript of the gene BAZ1B, whose product is annotated as bromodomain adjacent to zinc finger domain 1B. Gene Ontology annotation, biological process: DNA damage response; chromatin remodeling. Gene Ontology annotation, cellular component: WICH complex. Gene Ontology annotation, molecular function: histone binding; histone H2AXY142 kinase activity. The record is from RefSeq and is a predicted model, not a curated record. NCBI's taxonomy places the organism in Eukaryota, Metazoa, Chordata, Mammalia, Diprotodontia, Phascolarctidae.